Messenger RNA from Colletotrichum scovillei, 1584 nucleotides. RefSeq lists its product as uncharacterized. The transcript is spliced from 2 exons. Lineage: Eukaryota; Fungi; Ascomycota; Sordariomycetes; Glomerellales; Glomerellaceae. The record is from RefSeq and is a predicted model, not a curated record. The coding region runs from base 1 to 1584 and encodes 527 amino acids. Gene Ontology annotation, biological process: positive regulation of transcription by RNA polymerase II. Gene Ontology annotation, cellular component: nucleus. Gene Ontology annotation, molecular function: DNA-binding transcription factor activity, RNA polymerase II-specific; zinc ion binding; transcription cis-regulatory region binding.
AUGCCGCGCAGACGAGAUCCCUCCAAGCAGGUAUCUAGACGGAGCCACCGCGGCUGUCACCGCUGCCGUCUACACAAGAUCCGGUGCGACGAGGCGAAACCUCACUGUGGGCCAUGUACUUCCCGUGGCUACGCCGACUGCGUCUACGCCCAAGUCCUGAAAUGGGAAACCGACUACGUUGGCCGUGCCUUUGGGAGGGCCGGCGUGUGGUCGAAAUCUGGGACCGGCGGCAAUAACAAGAAGAAAUCCGCGACGCCGCCUUCGACCCUGGACAACUACUGGUGUCUCCCUAUCCACGUUCAUUCUUUUGGUUUCUUGAACUCCUUCGUCGCCGACUUUGAGAGGGAAGAGUCUUCGUCGUCUUCCAGUGAUGACAGCUCCACGGAUGAUCGCAAAUCGGCAGCUCUUACACUGAGAAAGAACUUGGGCUGUAUCAAUCGUCCGGUGAAAUAUGUCCAACUCGACAGCCAGGCCGAAUCACAUUUAUUAUCUUACUACCUGGAUCGUAUCUGUCCCAUGACAGUCCCUUGCGCCAAAGGCGAAUCUCCCUUCUCCGCGCUCAUCUUCCCCUUUGCCGUCUCAUCCGCCUCGCCAGCCCUCAUGCACGCCCUCCUGGGCCUCGCCGCUUCACACAGGGCAAGAUCAGACUGCACAUAUCAGCCGGUAGCUCUAAGCUACUCGGCCAAAGUCAUCCGAUCGCUGCGCCUGACGCUCGAAAACAAGUCGUCCAUCGACAUCGCAGCCAACUCGGAGAUCCUCGUCCUGAUGAUGCUGCUCUGUCAGCUCGAAAUCAUUGCAGAGUGCGACAAGCGCUGGGUCACGCAUCUGCGCGGGGCCCGGGACCUCAUCAGGUUCAGACGCCAAGGCAUGACUUCGGACGCCGCCAAGAUGGCGGCGCGACAGCAGAGUCCCUGGGAGCGAAUCAUCAAGUUCGCCGAGCGGUAUUUUGCCUUUUACGACGUCAUGGGACGAACCGCCUGCGGCGAGGAGCCCAUUUUCGGCAACGACUUUUGGUCUGCGCAGGAGGACGAGGGGCUUGAUCUCUGGAUGGGCUGCUCGCCGCAGCUGGUCAGUAUCAUUGGCGAGAUCACGGAGCUCAGCUUCAAUGAAGACGAAAUCAUCAGGAAUACCGUCGAGUUGAAGCGGUUGACGGUAGAGCUCUACCUCCACUCUGCUCUCAACGACUCGACCCCGGCAACACCCGUAAUUCGGCAAAGUGUCAAGAAGAUCUUGGGUCUCGUCGCGAUGUUGCUCGAGGCGGAUGUCAAAGCUGGACUCACUUGGCCGCUCUUCAUGGCAGCCUGCCAACUCGAUCCCACAGAGGAGCUUCAAUGGGUUGAGGGAGAUGUCGAGGACAAGACCUCACCCCGCUACGCACGUCCAUUUGUCCUCUAUGUUCUCGACAAGUUGGCAGAUUCGCUCUGCAAUGUCACUCGGACCCGUUCCGUAGUUGAAAAGGUCUGGAAGCAACGCGAGGCGGCAUCGUUCUUGUCGUCGGAUCGGCAGCUAUCCCCCAGUCCCAAGGCUUUCAACGACUGGGCUCGAUUCGUGGCGCCGUUCUGCCAUAAUAUUAGUCUGGCUUGA